Molecule: messenger RNA, 892 nt
Organism: Diorhabda carinulata
Lineage: Eukaryota; Metazoa; Arthropoda; Insecta; Coleoptera; Chrysomelidae
Product: peroxiredoxin 1
Exons: 4
Coding region: 223-813 (196 amino acids)
Biological process (GO): cell redox homeostasis; response to oxidative stress; removal of superoxide radicals
Cellular component (GO): cytosol
Molecular function (GO): thioredoxin peroxidase activity
Source: RefSeq, a predicted model, not a curated record
AGUUUACUCGUAUAUAUGACCACUUGUACGAGGAAAAAACCCGUUGAACCGAACAAUAACUAUAAAAGUUCGGUUAAAAAGUGGUUUGAUCAUACUGAAUAAGGUUUGAUUAUAUUUUACUUUCCUUUCGGCUGUCGAAGUCACUUUGUAUUCGGAGUGAUAGCUAAAAGAUUCAUAAAACGUGGCCGUUAUUUUCAGUCAUUGAUACCUGCUAGAUAAAACAUGCCUGUUCCAGCACUUCAAAAACCCGCUCCCGUCUUCAAGGGAACUGCAGUCGUUAAUGGAAUGUUCAGAGAUAUUUCUUUGGAAGAUUACAAAGGACAAUAUGUGAUCUUGUUCUUCUAUCCAUUAGAUUUCACUUUCGUAUGUCCAACUGAAAUUAUUGCUUUUUCUGAUCGUGUCGAUGAAUUCAAAAAAAUCAAAACAGCUGUAAUUGCUUGUUCCACCGACAGCCAGUUUUCUCACUUGGCAUGGAUCAAUACUCCUAGAAAACAAGGUGGAUUAGGAGAAAUGUCAAUUCCUUUAUUAGCUGAUAAGUCUGGAUCUAUAUCUAAAGCCUAUGGAGUAUUAGACGAGGAAUCAGGAAUUCCAUUCAGAGGACUAUUUAUAAUUGAUGGAAAAGGUAUUCUGAGACAAAUAACAAUCAACGAUUUGCCUGUAGGAAGAUCAGUAGAUGAAACGCUUCGUCUAGUACAAGCUUUCCAAUUUACCGAUGAACAUGGUGAAGUAUGCCCAGCUGGAUGGAAACCAGGAUCCAAAACCAUGAAACCAGACCCAACUGGAAGCAAGGAAUACUUCACCAAUGCAAAUUAAUUACAUCAAUUUAUAAUGAUAUGCAGUAUAAGUAUUAUUACAAAUGUUACUUUUUUUAAAUAAAUCUUAUUUACCUUCA